UGCGCCAUUCGAUUGUGGAAAAUACCACCAGAUGGCGGUUUAGGAUUGCUGCUCUACUGAAAGGCGCGGUUCCGCUCGCAGUCCAAUUUCCAAUUAAAAACCUUUGCCGUUUUUCAAAAUAUUUUCUAAAUUUUCAACGGGGGAGAGUUAAACGCUACAGUAAUGAACGGGAAAGGUUAUUGUGGGAUAUGCCUAUCUUGAAGACAUUGGUGUGCACAAGACGGUUUCUUUUUAGAUUUUUGCAAGAAGUUAAUAAAGAAUUAGUUAAACACUUGUGAGAAGACGUUCUUAACCAACAUUUUUAAAAGGUUCUAAAGUGAAAAGCUGCUAAGAAAAAAAAUGAUUACUUCAGAGCUACCGGUUUUACAGGACUCAACGAAUGAGUCUGGGCAGGCGGAGGCGGUUGCUGUCAGCGUCAGUGUGAGUGAACUGGAGGACACCAGCGAGGUCAAGGGCAAGAGGAAGAGAGGGCGCCCUGGAAGGCCUCCGUCUGCCAACAAAAAACCUCGGAAGUCACCUGCUGAAAAGAACCAGUUAGCAGGAUCUAGAGGAGGGAGAAAAGCCAACGGGGUCCCCCAGCAGAACGGAGACAGUGAGCCUGUCACCCUGUUUGAGGUGGUGAAGAUGGGCAAGAGUGCCAUGCAGGCUGUAGUUGAUGACUGGAUUGAGUCCUACAAGCAGGACCGAGACAUAGCACUUCUGGAUCUGAUCAAUUUCUUUAUCCAGUGCUCUGGGUGUAAAGGCACUGUAAGAAUUGAGAUGUUCCGAAACAUGCAGAAUGCAGAGAUUAUCAGAAAAAUGACAGAAGAAUUUGACGAGGACAGCGGUGAUUACCCACUCACUAUGCCAGGUCCUCAGUGGAAGAAAUUCAGAUCAAACUUUUGUGAAUUUAUUGGGGUGCUAAUUCGACAGUGUCAGUACAGUAUCAUUUAUGACGAGUACAUGAUGGACACUGUUAUUUCCCUACUUACUGGGCUCUCGGACUCCCAGGUCAGAGCCUUUAGGCAUACCAGUACUCUGGCAGCUAUGAAGCUUAUGACUGCCCUUGUCAACGUGGCCUUGAAUCUGAGUAUCCACCAGGAUAACACACAGAGGCAAUACGAGGCAGAGAGAAACAAAAUUGUAGGAAAGCGUGCAAAUGAGAAAUUGGAGUUGCUUUUAGAAAAGCGUAAAGAGCUUCAAGAAAAUCAGGAUGAGAUUGAAAAUAUGAUGAACUCUAUUUUCAAGGGUAUUUUCGUUCACCGAUAUAGGGAUGCAAUUGCUGAAAUCAGAGCUAUUUGUAUAGAGGAAAUUGGUGUUUGGAUGAAGAUGUACAGUGAUGCCUUCCUUAAUGACAGUUAUCUUAAAUAUGUUGGUUGGACUCUGCAUGACCGGCAAGGUGAAGUCAGGUUGAAGUGUUUGAAAGCUCUGCAAAAUCUCUACACCAACAGGGAACUCUUUCCAAAAUUGGAACUUUUCACAAACAGGUUUAAGGAUCGAAUUGUGUCCAUGACCCUUGAUAAAGAGUAUGAUGUAGCUGUAGAAGCCAUUCGAUUGGUGACUUUAGUAUUACAAGGGAGUGAGGAUGCCCUGUCCAAUGAAGACUGCGAGAAUGUGUACCAUCUGGUGUACUCGGCCCAUCGCCCUGUGGCAGUAGCAGCGGGAGAGUUCCUGCAUAGGAAGUUGUUCAGCCGACAUGACCCCCAAGCAGAGGAGGCCUUGGCCAAGAGAAGAGGGAGAAAUAGCCCUAAUGGAAAUCUCAUUAGAAUGCUUGUACUGUUCUUCUUAGAAAGUGAGCUACAUGAGCAUGCAGCCUAUUUGGUGGAUAGUUUAUGGGAAAGCUCACAGGAACUGCUAAAGGACUGGGAGUGCAUGACUGAAUUACUGGUGGAGGAGGCUGUUCAAGGAGAGGAAGUAUUGUCAGACAGACAGGAAACUGCACUGAUAGAGCUAAUGAUGUGCACCAUUCGACAGGCAGCAGAGGCUCACCCUCCAGUUGGCAGAGGAACUGGAAAGAGAGUACUGACUGCCAAAGAAAGGAAAACACAGAUUGAUGACAAAAAUAAGCUAACUGAGCACUUCAUUAUGGCACUUCCAAUGUUGCUUUCCAAGUAUCAAGCUGAUUCUGAGAAGGUGGCAAAUCUAUUACAAAUCCCUCAAUAUUUUGACCUAGACAUCUAUAGUGCAGGGAGGAUGGAGAAGCACCUAGAUGCCCUGUUAAAACAAAUCAAGUUUGUGGUGGAAAAGCAAACAGAGACAGAUGUGUUGGAAGCCUGCAGUAAAACGUAUAGCAUUCUGUGCAGUGAGGAAUACACCAUCAUGAACAGAGUGGACAUUGCCCGCAGUCAGCUCAUAGACGAGCUGGUGGACAGGUUCAAUCAUUCAGUGGAGGAACUGCUGCAAGAGGGUGAAGAAGCAGAUGAUGAUGAUAUUUAUAAUGUACUUUCAACUUUGAAGCGACUAACGGCAUUCCAUAAUGCACACGAUCUUACCAAGUGGGAUAUGUUUGGAAAUUGCUACAGGUUGCUGAAGGCAGGUGUUGAGCAGGGAUCAAUGCCAGAGCAAAUUGCAGUACAGGCCCUGCAGUGUUCUCACUACUCUAUUCUCUGGCAGCUUGUCACGAUUACAGAAGGAUCCCCAUCCAAGGAUGAUCUAAUUGCACUAAGAAAAGUUGUCAAGUCUUUCCUUGCUGUUUGCCAGCAAUGCUUAUCGAAUGUCAACACUCCAGUUAAAGAACAGGCCUUUAUGCUCCUCUGUGAUCUUCUAAUGAUCUUCAGCCACCAGUUGACGUCGGGAAGCAGGGAGGGACUGCAGCCUCUAGUGUUCAAUCCAGACAAUCCGCUGCAGAAUGAACUCUUGAACUUUGUGAUGGAUCACGUCUUCAUAGAUCAAGAUGACGAGAACCAAAGCAUGGAGGGGGAUGAAGAAGAUGAAGCUAAUAAGAUAGAAGCCCUACACAAGAGGAGAAACCUCCUGGCAGCGUUCAGCAAACUCAUUAUCUAUGAUAUUGUUGACAUGCAUGCUGCUGCUGACAUCUUCAAGCACUAUAUGAAGUAUUACAACGAUUAUGGAGAUAUAAUCAAGGAAACACUAAGUAAAACAAGGCAAACUGACAAGAUCCAGUGUGCCAAAACUCUCAUUCUUAGCUUGCAGCAGCUCUUUAAUGAGCUUAUUCAGGAACAAGGACCUAAUCUGGACAGAACCUCCUCUCAUGUCAGUGGAAUUAAGGAGCUGGCUCGCAGAUUUGCACUUACUUUUGGUCUGGAUCAGAUCAAAACGAGAGAGGCUGUUGCAACCCUGCACAAGGAUGGUAUAGAGUUUGCCUUCAAAUAUCAAAACCCGAAAGGACCAGAAUUUCCUCCUCCGAAUCUUGCUUUCCUUGAAGUUCUCAGUGAGUUCUCUUCCAAACUCCUUCGUCAAGACAAAAAAACAGUACACUCUUAUCUGGAGAAGUUCAUGUCAGAGCAGAUGAUGGAGCGGCGGGAGGACGUGUGGCUGCCCCUCAUCUCAUACAGGAACUCUCUUCUUACUGGUGGCGACGAGGACAGGUUAUCUGUCACCAGCGGAAGCAGCAGCAAAGCCACGUCGGUACGGAGUAAAAAAGGGCGACCUCCUCUUCACAAGAAACGGAUAGAGGAGGAAAGUGUGGAAAGCUCCUGGAUCAUGAGAGACACUCUCCAGACCCCUGGAGCCCUGCAGACACCACAGCUCACCUCCACAGUUCUCCGAGAAAAUCCCCGGCAAGCAGCUGAACAUAUACCAGACCAAGACUCUGAGCCAGGCUCUGAAACAGACUAUGUACACAAUCAACAAAUGCAGAUGUCCUGGUUAGGUCAACAGAAGUUGGAGGAUGUAAACCGGAAAGACAGAACGGGCAUGAAUUACAUGAAAGCAAGAAGUGGUGGUGUCCGGCAAACUGUUCGAGGCCUCAUGGAGGAUGAUGCAGAGCCGAUCUUCGAAGACGUGAUGAUGUCAUCACGUGGCCAGCUGGAGGACAUGAAUGAAGAGUUUGAAGACACCAUGGUCAUUGAUCUACCUCCUUCGAGGAACAGACGGGAGAGGGCUGAAUUAAGACCAGAUUUCUUUGACUCUGCAGCUAUCAUAGAAGAUGAUUCAGGUUUCGGGAUGCCCAUGUUCUGAAAGGAAAGUUGCAAAACAGAGCUGAAAUGUGUAUGGAGCAAGGGGCCUUUAUACUGUGAUUGCUUGUUAUAUAACAUUCUAAAAUUGAUCUACUUUUAUUUUGACAAAAAAAAUAAAUAAUUUAAAAAGUAAAACAAGUGUCAGACCAGAAGACCAUGCAAGAACUAUCAAAAGGUUUGUCACCCUUGUAGUGUACAGCAGCAGUACUUCUUCCUGAGGAUGAAUGGCUUUCUUAAAGUUGUUAAAUGCAGGUGAUACUGCUGCUGACCUCGGAUUUUUUUUU
Molecule: messenger RNA, 4402 nt
Organism: Polyodon spathula (Mississippi paddlefish)
Lineage: Eukaryota; Metazoa; Chordata; Actinopteri; Acipenseriformes; Polyodontidae
Product: cohesin subunit SA-1-like
Exons: 34
Coding region: 340-4119 (1259 amino acids)
Biological process (GO): sister chromatid cohesion
Cellular component (GO): chromatin; nucleus; cohesin complex
Molecular function (GO): chromatin binding
Source: RefSeq, a predicted model, not a curated record